Setaria italica (foxtail millet) is the source of this 2942-nucleotide messenger RNA. RefSeq names its product pentatricopeptide repeat-containing protein At1g03560, mitochondrial. The record is from RefSeq and is a predicted model, not a curated record. NCBI's taxonomy places the organism in Eukaryota, Viridiplantae, Streptophyta, Magnoliopsida, Poales, Poaceae. The transcript has a single exon. Bases 166 to 2094 code for a protein of 642 amino acids. Gene Ontology annotation, molecular function: protein binding.
UGAUUUCUCGGAGGAAAUAAAUUACAAAGCGUUGGAUAAUUUCAACAGAACUGACACUGGCGCAGUCAUCAGCCGAGCCAAACCCUCAAAAACGCCUGCCCCGCUCGUUUCGUCGAACACCUGUUGCGCGUCUCCUCCUUGCCGACGCGGCGACGCACUCCUCCGAUGCGCCGCUUCUGCCACGUCCCUCGGGGCCGGCGGGCGGCCGCGGCAUCUUACCACCACCAGCCGCUCCCGCCGCCGGAGUGGAUCGAGCCGUACCCGGACCUCGCGGACCCGAGCCCGUACGCCUCCGCCGCGUCCGCCCCGCCCACCCCGUCGCCGUGGCUGCCCCGCGUGAUCUCCCUCGUCCUCCGAUCCCCACCCGCCACCCUCGCCGCCGACCUCCGCGCCUUCUGCAAGACCUUCCUCCUCCGCCUCUCCCCGGCCUUCGUCGCCGCCGCGCUCCGCUCCCCGCAGCUCGCCACGCACCCGCUCCCGUCGCUCCAUUUCUUCCGGUCGCUGCCCAACAGCGCCGACCUCCUCGCCCACCCUCAGAACCUCCUCAGCUGCUACGUCUCGCUCCUCCACUCCUUUGCCCGCUCCAGGGACGCUGUCCCAGACGCUGUCGGCCAAGCGCGGCAGCUUGUCGCCGAGCUGCGCGAGCGCGGGGAUGCCGUUCUUCAGCACCUCACCCCGGCGUCGUCGGCGUCGCUGAUCCGUAGCCUCGCGGCACUCGGCCUCUCCGAUGAGCUGCUAUGGGCGUGGCAGGCCAUGCGCCUCGCCGGCGUCGAGCCGUCCAGGCUCACCUACAACUGCCUGCUGGAUGGCCUGGUUAACGCCGGCCUCCUUGACACUGCCAUCAACGUGUUCGACGCAAUGUCCACGGAGGAACGGGUGCGUCCUGACGUGGUUUCCUACAACAUUCUCAUCAAGGGGUACUGCCGCGCGGGGAGGACGCACGAUGCAAUGGCACGGCUUGCGGACAUGAGGGAACAGGCAGAGUUAGCGCCAGACAAGGUGACGUACCUUACUCUCAUGCAGCGCCAUUACAGUGAGGGCACAUUUCCGCAAUGCGUAGCACUGUUCCAAGAGAUGGAAGAGAGGGGAAUGGGGAAGGAAAUACCUCAGCAUGCUUAUGUGCUGGUGAUCGGAGCGCUCUGCAAGGAUGGGAAACCAUUCGAGGGGAUGGCAGUGUUUGAGAGGAUGCUGAAGAGAGGUUGCCCAGCCAAUGCAGCCAUGUACACUGCACUCAUUGAUUCGAUGGGUAAGUUUGGGAGGGAGAAAGAGGCAAUGACACUCUUUGAGGGGAUGAAGGCCAGUGGAAUUGAGCUUGAUGCGGUCACAUAUGGUGUGGUUGUUAAUUGCUUGUGCCGAUUUGGCAAUAUGGAUGAGGCACUUGCAUGCUUCAGGAGUUGUGUAGAGAAGGGUGUUGCAGUGAAUGCCAUUUUCUAUACAAGCCUAAUCGAUGGCUUUGGAAAAGCUGGGAUGGUCGACCAAGCACAGGAGCUCUUCGUGGAGAUGAUUGCUAAAGGUUUCGUGCCUGACUCAUACUGCUACAAUGUUCUGAUCGAUGCAUUAAUCAAAGCAGGUAGAAUAGACGAUGCUUGUGCUUUGUACAAGAGAAUGGAAGAUGAUGGGUGUGAUCAAACAGUCUACACAUAUACCAUACUCAUUGAUGGUUUGUUCAAGGAACACAAGAACGAGGAGGCUCUGAAGUUAUGGGACAGUAUGAUUGAUAAAGGAAUCACCCCCACAGCUGCAGCUUUCAGGGUCCUCGCCAGUGGACUCUGCCUUUCUGGCAAAUUCAGCCGGGCAUGCAGGAUAUUGGAUGAACUGGCUCCAAUGGGAGUGAUUCCUGAGACAGCCCAUGAGGAUAUGAUCAAUGUCCUGUGUAAGACUGGCAGGUUCAAGCAGGCCUGCAAAUUGGCAGAUGGAAUUGUGCAGAAGGGCCGUGAAAUACCCGGGAGGGUUCGAACAAUGAUGAUCAAUGCACUAAGGAAAGCAGGAAAUACUGAUCUGGCAGUUAAAUUGGUGCAUAGUAAGAUCGGCAUUGGGUAUGAAAGAUCUGGCAGCAUCAAAAGAAGAGUGAAAUUUCAGACCCUGUUUGAAUGAGUUGCGAUGGUGUUUCCUCUAAAGUGAGUAGACAAGCCCUGAGCUGCACUGAGGUGAACAUCUCGUGCCCCAGGGCCCAGGCUAUCUUUAUGAAGAAACCUCCCCUGCUUCAGGGCUUCUGUUGAAUCAUUUGGUAACUGCGAGGGCUAAAAAAAAGCUUCACCAGCUUUGAAUUGAUAAAUUAUGUCGCUACGAUUUUUAAUAUGCCUUUCUCUGAUUGCUUGAAGAACCAAACCAAGAUCAGAUUCUUCCAUGACACACAUGUACACUACAGCAUAUACAAGUUCUAGCACCAGAAUCUAAGUGAAGCAAUUACUUUGGUUUCAGCCAAAAGGAAAGGAAACUAAGUCGAUAAAUCUGAUUUGAUUGUCAUAGCAUCAAAGAUAGACAGUCAGAGGACAUUGAAUAUGUGAAGCAAUGAAGACCUACUACUGGUGCUGCUAGGAACUGUUUAAUCCGGUAGAACCCAAUUGCAAGUCACAGUUGCCCUGCUGGUGAUGACUGAUGAAAAGCUAAAGAUAAGCUUCGAUCCAGAUUUCAAUGAGGUAUAUCACUCCUUUGGGUAGUUCUUGUUUGAACCCUGCUGGUGAUGACUGAUGAAGAGAUUGAUAGAUUAGAGGUAGUUUUUGUUUGAACUCAAGUAAUACAAGACAAAAGAGGUAGUUUUUGUUUGAACCGAGUUCAUGUAUUUGUUGGAGCUUGCAUGGGAGAAGUAUACUCCCUCCGUCCCAAAAUAAACGCACAUCUCGCUUCUCGAUGAGUCAAUUCUCGAUGAGUCAAUAUGUUUGACUAAGAAUAUAGAAAAUUGUAUAACAUUUAUAUCUCUAAAUAAAUUUAUUCUGAAAGUA